UGCUCCACACAGCAGCUCCUCAGCACGGGCACCGUCACGUCUCCAUCCGGCAAGGACGGGUCAGGAGGAGACUACAUCCUGGUGCUCGGGCGAUGCUCCCAUAGACGACACAGUAACAUUUCUAUAUUGCACCGUCAUGACUGGAGAGGGACCAGAGCCAGAGCCAGAGGCGUCUCUCUGGCGUAUUGGAUGAUACGGAAUCGGCAAGGAAAGACAGUUGAAACCGGUUUUGGGUAAUACUAAAGAGAAAACACUUCCAGAUUAACCCUACCGAUCAAAAGAAGAACUGCGUGGCCGGCGGCAGGAGGAGACUGUGGUGAGAAAAACUGACACGUGGAUUACUCCUCCUAGGGCAUCAGGAAAAACAGACUCCCUCCUCCAGCUCAGUUCCGUGACCAUCGCCUGCUGUGUUCCCGUCAGCCCAGCCGCACAGGUUAUGGACCAGAGUUACGCGUAGAGAUAUGAUUUCGCACACACUUUAUGAUAAGGUCUGAUUUCUGUCUACUUUUCUCUGACUGAUUGACCGGAAACGCAUCGAAAGUAAACAGCCGAGGCGGUUGAGAGGAGGCUGCUGGUAACUCGCUGUUGAAUGGCAGUUAUUCAAAAAUAUGGCAAGAACUAUAGUCCAGAUUUGGUCUGUCACAAGGAAAACCAUCCGUCUGACAAGAUCGGAGCUGCUGGGUGUCACAAGAAGUGGCCUGAACACAACACCAACUGGUCAAGGCCUGUAGCGAGGGUAUGGACAGUGGUGCUGCUGCUUGGGACAUGCCUCCUCUACUGCGCCCGUGUGGCGAUGCCCAUCUGUGCCGUCAGCAUGGCGGAACAGUUCAGCUGGAGCAAGAGGGAGACCGGCAUGGUGCUGGGCAGCUUCUUCUGGGGCUACUGCUUCACCCAAGUGCUCGGAGGCUACGUCAGCGACCGGGUGGGAGGUGAGAAGGUCCUCCUGCUGUCUGCAGCAGCCUGGGGGUCGAUGACGGCCUUCACGCCCAUCCUGGCCCACUUCUGCUCCCAGCCAAUUUUCUCCAUGACACUGGCCCGCUUCCUCAUGGGCUUGUUGCAAGGAGUUCAUUACCCUUCUUUGGCGAGCCUGUGCUCUCAAAAGGUGGUGGAAAGCGAGAGAGGCUUCCUCAUGAGCACCGUGGGUAGCGGUUCCUACCUGGGCACUCUGGUGAUUGGGGGGGCUGGCUCCCUCAUGUUGGACCUGUACGGCUGGCAGAGUGUUUUCUACGUGUCGGGUCUCCUCUCAGUCCUGUGGGCCUACUGCAUGUGGAAAUAUCUGCUCAAAGGAGAAGGCCCUAUCAUCACCCUGGAGUCCCUGGGAAGCGGUGGGCCCCAGUCCAAACUGUCCAAAAGACACUGGUUACGGCUCCUCAAACAACCUGCAGUCUGUGCUGUGAUCGUUACACACCUUUGCACAGCGAGCACCUUCUUCACUCUUUUGUCAUGGCUGCCAACAUUCUUUAAAGACACUUUCCCAGAUGCCAAGGGUUGGGUGUUUAAUGUCAUUCCGUGGUUGGUGGCCAUCCCGUCCUCCCUCUUCAGUGGCUGCUUAUCUGACCACCUCAUCAGUCAAGGCUUUGAUACAGCCUCUGUGAGGAAGUUGAUGCAGUUUUUCUCCAUGGGUGUGUCCAGUGUGUUUACCCUUCUUCUGUGUGGCAACACCACCUUCCCCUGGGCUGUAGCAUUUGUGUCUGCCACCAUGGGCCUCACCACCUUCAGUCACAGCGGCGUAUCUGUAAAUGUUCAAGAUCUUGCUCCGUCCUGUGCCGGAGCUUUAUUUGGUGUUAUGAAUACAUGUGGUGCUUUCUUAGGGGUCCUCCUGGUGUAUUUCUCGGGAUAUCUCAUCGAGGCCACAGGCUCGUGGGCAUCCGUGUUUGCCCUUAUUACCACAGUCAACCUGCUGGGCCUCUGCACCUUCCUGGCCUUUGCUGAGGCCCGCCGGGUCGACAUUGACUCCAGUAAAAUCCGCCACCACAACAUCCACAUCUAAAUCAUCACGCCAUCAGAGGGACUAGCGUGCUAACCCCUCAAGGGAGAUACGUCCUUGGGCAACCAGCAGCUAGGACAUUACCCACAUUGGAAAACCAGCCAAUGGAUGGCAAGUGGCACACGGAUAAAGCCCACAUAUAAUGUGGGAAACUUUGACUGGCUCUGUGUCUGGUUGAAGGAGUACUGCAGCCGUUACUGAAAAGCACACAGCACAGCCUGCACACUGUAACUGAAAAAUCUUGUGGAGCUAGAGCGUCUAAUCCCUAGAAAAACACAGCUGUGUUAGAGGAUGCUCCUUUAGUUCAGGGUGGAAUGGGAAUGACAAGAGUCUACACUACCUCCAGGUCCCAGCUUGUGCAGUACGCGGUGGUUAAACAGGCGCCGGGCUGCUGUUCACGCUCGUCAUUUGUUACAGAAUGUGUUACUUGGAACGAGAUGGAAAUUGUAAUUCAUGUGUUAUCAUACAUGAGAGUGAUGGAUGUAUUAGUCUCAGGAGCUUUUUGACAGCUGUGACAGACCAAGGUGGUGUGUUCUUACCCUGCAGGGGUGGGGGAGGCGGUGUGGGCGCACGUGGGUGACGUGGGGAGAGUCCAGCCUCUCCUACCUGAAGUCUUUUAUUAGUACGCCCCACUCACCCAUCACUGUCUGAGUGACACCUCAUUACCCAGCCACUAAUUACUCGGCAGGCGCUCUAAUGUCCUGUACGAUCUACCGUUUAUAGUCCCCCGUCUCCAUGGUUACAAGCCCAUCUUAUUGUUACAGUCGGAGGAGGUGAAAGGCGUCAUGGGGAGCUGAACAGCAACACAGCCUUGAUGGAGUGUAUUCUCCCUGUUUGUUGUCUCAAAGAAUAUGUUUUGAGUAAGACCAAAGGUAAUAUAUUUUUUUUCUUUCUAUGUGGUUGCAUGUAAUAGAAAUACCUCACUUAAUUAUUUUAAGAACUUAUGUAUUUAUAUGGCUUUCUGAUUUUUUUUUCACACUUAGGUGACAGGAGAAAUAAAUAUAUUAGCUAAUAUGACCGAAGAUUAUGUAAGUUAUCAACAGUAUGAUGCAGUAUGAAUGACCUUAAAGAGAAACUUUGGUAUUUUCAACCUGGACCCCGUUCACCUGUGCUUUUUGUCUAAGUGACAGUUUUUAAAGCUGGUCCAGUAUUAGGCAAAGACAGCUACAGCCGCAGCAGUGAAGCAAGCUGCACUAUUAUCCCUGUGGGCAUUUGUGCGCCAUCUAUUUACAACCACUAAAAGUGCUUGUUUUUGCCACUGAUAGGCUCAGAUGUUUGAUAUUGUUACAAAGUCUCGCUCAAAGAGAAGUCUCGUUCUGAAAUCUCGCACUUUCCCACAUCAUUGAAAUCCGUUACAUACGCAACAUGUUGAAAAUCUUUUAGAUAACAUUAAGCUAUAGUUUCCACCAUUGUUUGUACUGCAACAAGUCACCUCCCGCAGGAUUUCAGAGCGAGACUUCUCCUUGAACUGUUGGGUCUUUUCCUCAAUAUUGUCAGACACUUCUAAUAACAAUCUGAGCCUGUCAGUGACAAAAUCAAGCACUUCUAAUAGACGUAAAUUGAUGGUGGACAAUUGCCUGUUGGUAUUACAUUGCAGGCGGCUCUCUCAAUACUGAACCAGUUUCAAAAAUUAUCUUCAUCAGUCACUCAGACACAAAAACAUGGAAAUAUGAGGUCCAGGUAAAAACAUACCGAAGAUUCCCUUUAUUAGACUUGUGUGCUUGUCUAGUUUCCUCACUUAUUUUCUUUUCUGACCUGCACUUUGGUCCAUAUUAUCAUUUUGGUGAAAACUUGAUCUCUAACUUUUUUUGCAUUAAAUCAUCCACCUUUAUCAUCGCACUUAACUUAUGAUUGUUACCUAGACGUUGGACAGGAAGUGAGUCAGUAUUUUAGAGGGAGAUAGUUAGCGCAGGAUGGUUGUCCAUUCACCUGUCACGGUGGUGUCAGAGCUAGUGUCUGUCCAUUCUGUCUCAUGAAGGCAAAGUUAAACAGUCUCCAUGUUACACACUGACACGAUGAAUGUUGUGGUGGCAGGUGGGAGAGGACUCGAAAUCAGGAGAAGAUUUGGCGUAUUGCUGUAACUGUAAAGUAUGUAGCAACGUAAAGCAAGCUGCAUAGCUCUGGCUGAAUGUUGAAGAGAUUGUAGCAUUUAGCUUUAGCUCAGUCUUAAGAUUUCAUUUUCAUUCUCAAUGCUUACUUGACACGCGUACCUUUAAAUCUAUGCAUUUAUUAUUUUGUGCCUGAUUUAAGCAAUGAGAGAAGAUUUAUUGACUAUUGUACAUCGCUACAUUUUUGCCUUCUUCGUAGGAGUUGUGUUGCUUCUGUGCGACUCGUCAUUGUUGUUCACAUACGUUUACAUUGAUGUUUUCUGUAAACACUGGGAAGUGUAUCCUUUGGCUGAAUAUUUUGUCGGUGUAGAUUACAUUUCUGAAAUGCCCGGUAUGUUUCUUACAUUGUCUUGGUCAGUGGUUACAAAAAUUUGGGUAUAAGAAAUUAACAGGGUUUAUUCAAACCUUCCGAAUAGGGCCGGGCGAUGCGGAGAAAAAUAAACUUCACUAUAUAUUUGACCAAAUACCUUGAUAUCGAUAUUGUGACGAUAUUUUAGGGUUGACUGUUGGUGCUUUUACAGAAUAUUUACGCAAUGAGAUUUUGCUAAAUAAUCACAAGUAGGUAAAUAAUAUAACAGCUAGAACAGCUUUAUAAGUUCAGAAAAUGACAUCACUUUACUGUAAUGCAGCCUUUAAAACCAGGAUAAGACACUUGAGAUGUUACGCUAUCUAGCCUCAUAUCACAAUAUCGAUAUAAUAUCUAUAUUUUGCCCAGCCCUAUUUCAGAGUAAAGAUUCUGUUUAGAGUAAUUUAUUUUGAUAUCUGAUUGAAAUCGGAUAUCUGCGGCAAAUGUCGCUCUGAUUCUGUACCUUCACUAUGGUUUAUAGUGAUCAUACUCGACUUGUAUGCCUUGACCUUUAAGAUACACCAUUUAAUUACAUGGUACAAAAUACUCAGCCUUCAACAUUUAUUUUUUUAAAACCAAACGCCCCACAUUCCUCAGAUGUUUUACUCGCCUCAGCAGAUGUGCACUCUUUAUAACUGCCUUCACUGCUUGUCCCCUUUUUUUCUGUUUACUGUGCUGACAUCCUGCAAAAUGUAAACAUGUGAAAUGACAUGUGAAAUGACUGAGUUCUGUUCACCAACAUAUCUCACUGUAGGUUCCUGAAAGCCUUCUGACAAAUCCUUUUUGAUAACAACGUGUAAGAUACGUAUGAUAAAAAAAAAAAGAAUACAACCAUUCAAGAAAAUGCAGUAUUCUGAUGCUUUUAAGAUGUGUUGUAUUUAAAAGCAUAUAUUAACUUUGAAUAAAAAUAUAUUUUGUCAGCA
This is a messenger RNA of Epinephelus lanceolatus (giant grouper), 5364 nucleotides long. RefSeq names its product solute carrier family 17 member 9b (gene slc17a9b). The record is from RefSeq and is a predicted model, not a curated record. NCBI's taxonomy places the organism in Eukaryota, Metazoa, Chordata, Actinopteri, Perciformes, Serranidae. Gene Ontology annotation, molecular function: transmembrane transporter activity. Gene Ontology annotation, cellular component: membrane. Gene Ontology annotation, biological process: transmembrane transport; ATP transport.